Molecule: messenger RNA, 1590 nt
Organism: Myotis myotis
Lineage: Eukaryota; Metazoa; Chordata; Mammalia; Chiroptera; Vespertilionidae
Gene: MTCP1
Product: mature T cell proliferation 1
Exons: 7
Coding region: 656-979 (107 amino acids)
Biological process (GO): positive regulation of peptidyl-serine phosphorylation
Molecular function (GO): protein serine/threonine kinase activator activity
Source: RefSeq, a predicted model, not a curated record
CCCAGCGGCACCUGGGAAACGCCCGCGCCGGUUAGGGCAGGCGUGGCCGUCGGGGCAGAGGGCUGUGGCCGGCCGCGGGAAGGGGUUCAGGCCGGGAGGCCGGGACGCAGGGGCGGCUGGGAGGCGGUGCUCCAGGGCCGCAGGCGGACGCGGUCUGUGAGCGGCGCCCGGGCUGCGGGGCAGGCGCCUCGGGAGCGCCGGCGCCCAUUUUGCCCGCCCGCUGACGCGGCCUACACGCUCCAGGGACAACCCUGAGGCAGCUCCGCCGCGCGGGUCAGCCUCUCGAGCCAGUGGGACGCUCUUUGGGAAAUUCCGUCCUAAGAUAGUUAAGGUUUUAUUUCGUUUUGUUUCCAAGUUGCGGCCCCUGAAUUUUGUCCCACUCUUCCCUGGACCACUUCCGCUUGCCGGCCCUUGCCUGGAAACUUCGGUUCGGGUGACCUCGGCCCCAGAUGCCCCUCUGCUCGCCCCUGGCUCACGUCCUGAUCCCCGCUUGACUGACCCGAGGUGGGGGACCUGGAAGUUUUAGCCUCGCUGAUCCCGAGGCGGAUUAAUUAGCCCAAGAAACAUUAUAUUCAUUCACACCUGUGUCCUGUGCACGGGUGCUGCAGGCUUAGGUGGAGAAAAGCAGGGCUAGAAUUGGAACUCAAAGCCCAGAAUGGCAGGAGAGGAUGUGGGGGCUCCACCCGAUCGCCUCUGGGUUCACCAAGAGGGUAUCUACCGAGACGAAUACCAGCGCACGUGGGUGGCCGUCGUGGAACAGGGGACGAGUUUCCUAAGGGCACGAAUCCAGCAAGUUCAGGUUCCCUUAGGUGACGCAGUUAGGCCAAGUCACCUUCUUACCUCCCAGCUACCUCUCAUGUGGCAACUCUACCCUGAGCAGCGCUACAUGGAUAACAACUCUCGCUUGUGGCAGAUCCAGCAUCAUUUAAUGGUCAGGGGAGUACAGGAGCUGUUGCUUAAGCUUUUGCCUGAUGAUUAACCUGGUGCUGGGAUUCUAGGAAGAAAUGCUCCUCUGUUCUGUUCAGUAUAUGGCAAUCACUUCAUCCACCACUGCAGUGCACCCACCUGUGGGCCUGGGGGAGGGAGUGGGUUGAAAAACUGCUCAAGAACACAGAAGUUUAGGAAGGGUCAUGAAGAACGCCGCAAGUGGAACUGCAGAGAGGGGGUUACACAGGCAGAAAGCGAGUCAACAAAAGCCCUUAGUCAGGAUUCGUAACUUGAAAUUGACUCCUUUGGAAAUUGCCAUAGAACCUUUAAUGGACAUCAUCAGCCGGAACUGGGAUCUGAUGAAUCCCACAAAAGUCAGCACCUGCUACACAACAGAUGCUCUGAUCACCAAGGACUUGGUACUGAUUUAGAGAGAAGAGAGCAGCUCCUAGCAGCAUCAACAUCUAUUGGUCGUUUCUUUGCCCUGCAGCAAUUCACCUGCCUUUCCUUCUCCCAUCCUUUUACUGGAUAUGCUGCAGAAGGAUCCGUGCCAGAAACAAGCCUGUGAAAUACAGAAAUGUUUACAAGCCAACAACUACAUGGAAUCUAAGUGUCAGGCUGUCAUCCAAGAACUUCGUAAGUGUUGUGCUCGCUAUCCCAAGG